UUCCACUUUAUUUCAUACUAAUGCAAUAGCCUCGGUGGGAGAGACAGAAAAGAAGCUGACAAAAUGGAUUUCGGAACACUACUCCAUAUGGCCAAGAAAAACAGUGAAACUAAUAAAAAUGAUGGAAAAUAUUACAGCACAAAAUUUGCUCCUCCCAAAAAGGAAUCAAAGGAAAAAAAAUUAUCGGACAACAUUAAAAAGUUCCUCCAAAAGAAGGAAGAAGAAGAAAGAGCCAAGCAGAGGGAGCAACAGGAAAAACUCAAUAACCUGUUGUCUAUGCGGGAUGAGAAAUCGAAAAAUAAAAUUCGGAAAAUGUUAAAAGUUACAAAAUCGGCCAACAGAUCGGUAUUGGAAGAUGCUGUCAAUACCGAACACACAGCCAUUACCAUGGCUGGGGUUGAUCAGCCAGAUGCGGACGAUUAUGGCUAUGUAUCAACGGAGGCUAACUCCUUUUUCCAGAAAUAUAUUGAUAAGGUUAAAGAUGUCAAAGAAGACAAAGGAUUUGCUCCAAGCAGACCACAAUCACUUAAAGAUCUCACAGGCACAAAGGAACGCGUUAAGGCUGCUAUCACCAGAGAAAUCGAAGAGAAAAACAGUCAUACACGUACACGUACUCCCAAGGAACAUUCAUCGUCCAGCUCUGGCGUGAAUGUAGCACGAUCUUAUCAAACCUCUAAAAACCUAUACGAUCCAGAAGCUGAACGCAGGGCGGAGGAGGAAGAGCGACGGAAACGUGAGGAGGAAAUUCGCAAAAAACGAAAAGAAAUCCAAAAGCGACCACCACCACCAAUGGAUUUCCAAGCCCUAUUGAAAUUGGCGGAGCAAAAACAACACCAGCCUAUUGAAAUACCCGUUGCAGUGCCCAAGAAAAAGGAACCCGAAAGACUUUUAACGUCACGUGAGAAACGGGAAAUGGAGGAACGGGAACGGGCUAAAAAGGCCAGGGAACAAAGGGAACGUGAACGCAAUGAGGAACCCAAAAAGAGUUCAAGCAAAAGCUCAGGAUCAUCUUCCUCCUCCGCCACGUCCACAAAUGCUGUGCAAAGAAUGGAACCAAAUGGCAGGAUACCGAAGCUUGGUCAAGCUGGGUCAUCGAAUGGUAGUAGUAAAACGUCAAGCAGUGCUGAUAGAAAACCUCUAAGCCAUGACACUAAAAAGUCCUCUAGCAGUUCAAGUUCAUCGACAAAUAGCAGCUCUAAACAUACCUCAAGCUCAAUUAACGGAUCGUCGUCAAAAAGCUCAACACACACAUCAUCAUCGUCAUCAAGUACAAAACCUAAACCAAGUGCCUCCAGUAGUAAUGCCAGCAAAUCAUCAUCCAGUAAUAGUAGCAGUAGCUCCAAUAAGGCAAGCAGUACUGCGGCCAUUAAAAACCCCUAUGGAACUACAAGCAAACAGCCAUACAAUGGCCCCGCUCGUGAAUUCCCACCACGUGAUCCCAAAUUAACAAAGACAAGAGAAUUUCCUCCACCUGAUGUGCAAAAGACCAGACAAUUUCCACCACCUGAUGUGCAAAAGACAAGACAAUUUCCGCCGCCAGAUGUUCGACGUGGCCCAGGACCCAGCAGUAAAUAUGGUGAUAGUAGAAAAACUUCAGCACCUAAAAGACGCAUUUUGGAUGAUGAUGACGAUUCAGAAUACGAUUCUGAAUUGGAUGAUUUCAUUGAUGAUGGCGACGAAGAAGAAGAUUAUUCCUCACAUAUCAAGGCCAUAUUUGGCUAUGAUAAGUCAAAAUAUAGAGACAUUGAUGAAGAAGAUGAUCGUAUGAUGGAGGCUAGUUUUGCACAAAUUCAGCGAGAAGAAUAUAUUAGUAAAAAGAUUGGCAUGCAAGAGGAUUUAGAAGAUAUGAAACUUGAAGCCAUGGAAAAGAAACGUAAAAUGAUGAAAAAACGUCGUCUUGCCGAUUAG
Molecule: messenger RNA, 1908 nt
Organism: Musca vetustissima
Lineage: Eukaryota; Metazoa; Arthropoda; Insecta; Diptera; Muscidae
Product: protein SPT2 homolog
Exons: 6
Coding region: 64-1908 (614 amino acids)
Biological process (GO): regulation of DNA-templated transcription; nucleosome assembly
Cellular component (GO): nucleolus
Molecular function (GO): DNA binding; histone binding
Source: RefSeq, a predicted model, not a curated record